Messenger RNA from Neocloeon triangulifer, 244 nucleotides. RefSeq names its product ubiquinol-cytochrome-c reductase complex assembly factor 6 (gene sloth2). Lineage: Eukaryota; Metazoa; Arthropoda; Insecta; Ephemeroptera; Baetidae. The record is from RefSeq and is a predicted model, not a curated record. The transcript has a single exon. Bases 1 to 165 code for a protein of 54 amino acids. Gene Ontology annotation, biological process: mitochondrial respiratory chain complex III assembly.
AUGCCCGCUGGAGUGACUCUUGCACAGUACGUGCGAUUCUCGGCAGCUGCCUUGCUGACCAUGUUUGUUGGUUCCCAGUGCGUCCACUACUACUAUCGACCUCUGCAAGACCUUGACAAAUUGGUCCAGCAGGAGGUGGAAAGGAGGAAGUUCGUAGUUAAAUAAUUAGAUAGCCCAUGUAAAUGAAUUUGUUGGUGUAAUUAAAUCAUGUUUUCCUAAUAUAUUAAUAUAUUUAUUUGAACAA